Molecule: messenger RNA, 1050 nt
Organism: Sinocyclocheilus anshuiensis
Lineage: Eukaryota; Metazoa; Chordata; Actinopteri; Cypriniformes; Cyprinidae
Product: leukotriene B4 receptor 1-like
Exons: 4
Coding region: 1-1050 (349 amino acids)
Biological process (GO): complement receptor mediated signaling pathway; positive regulation of cytosolic calcium ion concentration; inflammatory response
Cellular component (GO): plasma membrane
Molecular function (GO): complement receptor activity; G protein-coupled receptor activity
Source: RefSeq, a predicted model, not a curated record
AUGUCAGUCCACUUUCUCACCAAUACCACCAACUCUGGGACAAACAGUAUCACAGCUGUGAGAAGUAGUGCUGGAUCGAUUUCAGGGGCUCUGCUCCUCUGCCUUUUUCUACCCAUUGGUGUCUCUGGAAACCUCUUGAUCAUUUGGAGCAUCCUGGCUCGAACCCGCCAACGUUCCAUCACAACCCUGCUGAUCCUAAACCUCGCCUUUGCGGAUGGAUUCUUGAUGCUUUUGAUGCCUUUUUUCAUUGUUUAUUUGUUAAAACGCAACUGGAUUUUUACCCUGCCACUGCGCAAGAUUCUGCUGUACCUCUGCAGUGCCAACAUGUACGCUUCAAUAUUUUUGAUGACGCUAAUGAGUUUGCACAGGAUGGUGGCUGUAGUGUGGUGGAAACAUGCUGGUGUCCUGACAGACCGGAGGGCGAUUAUUCGGGUGUUGGUGGGACUGUGGAUUUUUGCUCUCGGCAUAUCAGUACCUAACUCUGUUUUCUGGACCACUUUCAGGAGUGAGCUAGAACCAACAUUUUUAAUGUGUGAUUGUAAACAUCCACAGCCACGUGAUAUGAUACUGCAGCACUGUUUGGAAAUUGUGCUGGGUUUCUUGAUGCCGUAUGGGCUGAUCAUUAGCAGUUACAUGUGUAUCCUGCGCAGAAUUCGCAAGACAAGAUUUCGUAGGCACAUCCGAAGUGAGAAACUCAUCCUGGUGAUCGUCAUCACCUUCGGCUUGACCUGGCUUCCUUUCCACAUCAUGAAUAUGGUGGAGAUUGCUGGGACUUUUCUCCCAGAAGAUUCCCAUGCAAAAGCCAGACUAGAUGAAAUCUGGCUAUCAUUCAGAGGCUUCAGCUCCAUUAUCACCUUCAUCAGCAGCUGCAUAAACCCUGUUCUCUACACUUUUGCUGGAAAGUCAUAUAUUAAACGUGAAGGCCUGGCCUUCAUGGCGCAGCUCUUUGAGGGCUCAAGGAUCGAGUCCAUGAGAAAGAAUUGGCAGAAUCAGAAAAAUCAGGAUCAAGAGAAGAAAGAAGAGGUUGAUCAUCUAAAAGACAGAAUCUGA